UCGGGGCCGCGGGACUCCGGGCUCAGUCAGAGGGAGCGGCCAUCUUCAAACGGAUGCAGAGGCACGGGCCCGGGUUACCGAUGGCGUAACCGGAAGCGCUUCAACCAGUGUAUCCCGCGGAAGUGCAGGGUGCCACGCGCGUUGGAGAGCUUGCCGCAGCGGCGACUCUCGGCACGGUUACGCCUGUGAAGUGUUUUUCUCCAAGGGCGGGGGUGCGUGGGGGCACGGUGCGGGAGACGACGAAGAUGCUAGCCGGGUAGCGGGGACCGCCGGAAUGCUGUCGCCGAACGCGGAUGACGGUGCCUCGGGCAGGGGCCCCAUUCGAUGGCGAAGAAGGCCGUCGGCUCUGCUGCUGGCGUGGAUUACGUUCCUUCUCCAGAAUCGACAAGCGGCCGCCCUCGAGCCGGUGCGGCUGCAGCCCCUGCACUUCCUGCGCUCGGUGGCGGCCGGGGACAACGUGCAAACCAUGUGCGCCGUGCAGAGCGGCGACGAGGUGGACUUCUCGUGGCGCAAGGACGGCCAGCCCCUGUCGGCCAGCGGCCACCGGCUGGUCAUCCACUCGCUGCCCACCACCUCCAUCCUGCUCAUCAAGAACGCCACCGUGUUCGACGCCGGAAACUACAGCUGCGUCGGUCGCAACGCGCUCGGCCAGGACAGCGUCACCGCCCAGCUCAGGGUCGAAGGCCAACCGCAUUGGCUCAAGGAACCACCGAAAGAAGUUGUCGUGGCCCUCGGCGACUUGGCCACCCUCCGUUGUGACGUCAUAAGCUUUCCCCACGCGAGGGUCACGUGGUUCAGAAUAGGCGAAGACGCCGUGGAGGAGCCGCCAGGUCCUAGGUGGCAGGGCGCCGGCGAGACGAGCAUCGAGCUGAGCAGCGUGUCCAGACAGGACGUGGGCACGUACCGCUGCCGAGCCGACAAUGGACUCGGCCAGAUUUCGGCCGAUAUCCAGCUCGUGGUACGGGGUGAGUAUGCGCAGGUGCUAGCAAACGCGCUGUACGCCGGCCAGCCGUCCCGGUCUCAUAACUGAGCAUUGCGGGAGCUCGACAGAUCCAAGGUGCUCUGAUCGAUGGCUGACAGAGAUUAUGUCCAAGUUCACACUUCAGGUUCCUGGACAGGUUCAAUCCAUUUAUGGUCAAGCUUCCGUAAAACUGUUCAGGAGCCUGUCAAUGAAGUGGGAACUAAUGUAGCUAUAAGUGCAUGAAGGAGCGUGUGAGUAUACGUGCGUGUGCGCAAGUGACUUUUG
Dermacentor silvarum is the source of this 1246-nucleotide messenger RNA. RefSeq names its product neural cell adhesion molecule 1. NCBI's taxonomy places the organism in Eukaryota, Metazoa, Arthropoda, Arachnida, Ixodida, Ixodidae. Bases 275 to 1030 code for a protein of 251 amino acids. Gene Ontology annotation, biological process: axon guidance; cell-cell adhesion. The transcript has 4 exons. The record is from RefSeq and is a predicted model, not a curated record. Gene Ontology annotation, cellular component: plasma membrane; axon.